AUGAGUGAACUCCAGUACAGCCCCUUUCCUAACUCUGCUCGUCGUUUACAUCUUGUUCGACGCCGCUUCCCUCCAGCCUUACUACCUAUCAUGUCUCCGCGAAAAUCAAGCAGUCUGUGGUGUUUCCUGGAAGGUCCACAGUUCGCGGGCACCAUUCUAAAACCUUACAAUGUCUUUGACAUUCCCAACAAAACCAAUGUUUUUCAACUAAAGGGGUUGAUACGCGAGGCAAUUAAACAACUCCAUACCGUAGACGCUGAACAACUGCAGCUUUUGCAGCUCGAUUCCGUGGUUCCUAUCGACCCAGACUCUAGUCUCGCACAGCGAUUAGAAGGCCUGGGUGACAUCGCUGCAUGUUCGAGAGAGUUGAGCUCUGGAGAAGAAGUUGGGGUGCUUUUUCCCGCAGAACCGCACUCGCAAGCCCGUCUUCACAUUGUGGUGAAGUGCCCUGACGUGCUGAAUAUCGCAAGUGAACUGACGUUGUCGUACCACAAUCGCCUCCAUCACUCCUAUCUCAACUCUGCUUGCUGCAUCUCCUUCUCACUCUCAGCCUCUCGGAAGCGCUCACGGUCUGAAACAGAUGAGGGUGGUCGGGCAACAAAGCGCAAGCUUGGCAAGGUUGUGCGGGACAUACAGGCUGUCCAUAAAACGAUCAAAAAGAUGCCGGAUAUAAACUUUUCCGAUUAUACGACGCUUACAAACCUUCCUUUCCCUUCGCCACUCACGAUGCCUUUCCAGCGCUUCGGAGAGAACAAAAUCGACGGCAUUCCCCAUUUUGAAUAUAUGGGGAGAUCUCAGUUUUGCGAUUUGCAAAGGAGGAUUGAGCGCGCCGCCUUUCUCAAUGGAUCAGAAACCCUAUACCUGUACGGGUCGUCUGGUUCAGGCAAAUCGCACCUUCUGGCCGCACUCGCCUAUCACCUUGUCCGCGAAGGAAAGUGUGUCUUCUACAUCCCCAAUUGCCAUGACUUGCUCCUGACUCCAUUAUCGACAAUGCGGGAUGCAUACAACUUUGCAUACCACGACCCGCUUGACCCCGGAGCCUUCAAACAAUUUGGUGAUGUUGAGGAAGUGGUUCGAUGCUUAAAUUGCGAUCCAGAUGUGUACAUCAUCAUCGAUCAAGUGAAUGUUCUGGAGCUCGUAACAGCCAAUGAAAAUUCCAAUCGCGAAAUCUUCAAGAAGCAGCAUGGAAUUACAGUCAUUCCAGCAUUUGGAGGGCUGGAUUCGGACGAAACCAAUCAUUGGUUUCUUCAGCACCACGAUCAAAUUCCACAGUUGUCACCUGAACAGCGGCAACAAGCUGAAUACCUCACGGGUUGCAUGCCGCUUCUGCUGAAGUGCCUCACCGAAAUCGCCAACUUUGACGAAUUGGACUUCAGGAAGAUUCCAGGCCUGGUACAUCUCGCAUCCGAUGUUUCCACAUUCGCGGUAAACAAGCUUGCCACUCUGAAUCCAUUGGAUAGGGAAAACUAUCUCAAGAUCAUGUCAGCAUGUGUCCGUGGUGAUCGUGUUACAUACAACGACCAAAGUUUGUUUGAUCUCCGCUACUUCUAUGUUGAUGCCGAAGGAAAUGGUUGCUCUACCUGUGGAAUUGCGCUCGAAGGAAUGGUAUCGAUAUUGCGGGCACAUAGUGACGCUCCAUUUCUGGAUGCAUUGUGGUACGAAGCAGUUGAGCGGUCCAACAAUCCCAUCGUUCGGGGGUUCUUGGCCGAGCAGAUCUGCCUCAGCCACAUUGCCACUUCUGGUCUGCAGGCUGUCCACCCUGGCCUUGAUCGGAUGCCUUCUGCCAGUUUUGACGAUAAACCAGCUUUCGACAAUUUUCUCUCUACCGAACGCGAGCGCUGCCUUUAUAUCCCCACCGCUUACAACUUUAAGACCGUGGACGGUGCCAUCCUGCUGUUGGACCGCCAAUCUAAGAAAGCCACAAUUUUCGCCAUCCAAUUUACCUUAUCCGACAGACACAAACAAUCAGAUGUGGAAUUUCACACAGAGUUGUGGUCAAAGUGGAUCAAGCCCAUAGUCAGAGCUGAGUUCACUGUUGACUCAACUUUUGUCUGGAUAGACACAAAAGAGCCUUCGCAACAUGUCCACCGCAAAACUGUCAGAGCCCUCCGAUCUGGCGAUCAGGUUGUCCACCCCGAGUAUUCCGUCAUUCAUGUGGAUGUAGAGACGGUCGAUCGAAAACUCGCUCGUGCCCUCAAAUUAAUAAUAUAA
Molecule: messenger RNA, 2211 nt
Organism: Laccaria bicolor S238N-H82
Lineage: Eukaryota; Fungi; Basidiomycota; Agaricomycetes; Agaricales; Hydnangiaceae
Exons: 6
Coding region: 1-2211 (736 amino acids)
Source: RefSeq, a predicted model, not a curated record